AUGUCCCCCCUGCGCACGGGCCCUUCGCCCCACUCCGCGCCCAACCCUCGGCGCCUGGCGGGCAAUGUGUCGCCCCCCACGGGCCUCCCCCCGCCGCGCACCUCCCGGAAUCCCCAGGGCCCGGCCCCCCCCGGCAGCGCGCCCUCCUGCCCGUCGCCCGCAACCCCCCGCGCCCCCCGCCUACCGCACCCGGCCCCGCCCGCGCCCGACAACCCCACCACGCCCACGCAAGGCCCCGAGCACAACCCCCCCCCCGCUCGCCUCUCCCCCCCGUCGCGGCCAGGCCCCCGCGUCCCCGCACCUCCUACCUCCCCCCCUCCCGGCGGCGAGUCCCCCCUGCUCCGGCCAAUGCCCCAGGCUUCCCCGCCCAGGCGCCGGCCCCAGAGCCCGCCCCGGUCCGCGGGGCCCGCCCCCGACCCCCCGCCCCCCCUGCGCACAGGCGAUCCUCCGCGCUACCCCAAUCGCACCCCCGCCAGGCGCCGCCAGCGGGGCGGGGCCCACCCCAACCGCCGCCCCCCGCACCUUGCCCGAGGACCCCUCGACGCCCGCCCUACGCUGGGCCCACGUCCACUCGCCGGCCCCCGGCCCCCCGAGGCCGCCCCCCGCGGCGCCCCCACGCACACCACGUCCGCCCGCAGUCCCCGGACGCUCACCACCGAGCCGCCAAAGUGUCGCCGGCCCCCAGCCCCCGCACCGCCCCGUCGGCAGGUAUGCCGCCCCGCCCGCCGAAGGCCCAGGCGAACGCUCGCCCAAGGACCCCCCCACGGAAUACAACGCCCACAUCCCAUCGGCCAUGCCCGCGCCAACCCAAGGACAGAGAUCCCACCCACGGACCUACAACCACGCCCAUCAGCGAGCAGAAACCACAGACAUAGCGCCCCGGCAGCCCCCCCGCCGCCGCACCCUCGGCACCCAACUACCCCGUCACCCAUGACGGACCCAAUCCCUGUCCCACGCAAAGGCCGUGGCAAGCCUCGGGCAACCUCUCUUCACACAAUAGAACCCCGUCCACGAGCCUCGUCCCAGCCCGCACCCUAUAACCAACCGCCCCCCACUGCAGCGCUCCCCACACACCCGCCCCUGCAAGCUGGCCCCGACCGUCACCCCACCCUCCCCCAUCCCACACCCGCCCCCCAUUCCUGCACCCCCCUCGCCCCCCGGCCGCGCCCUCCCACCCACUGCCCUCAUCACCCGCUGCGCCACCCCCUGCCCGCCAACCCCACGAAACGCCCGGCCCUGCGAAGGGCUCACCCACCGGCGCCCACCCUCGCCCCUCUGCCGCCACGCACACGCAUCUCGACGCGCAGCCCCCAACCCCCCCCCCGGCACCACCCGCCCCCCCCCCCACACGACCACCCCGGCCCCAACCCUCCCCCAGCGCGUCCAUCUCCCCACCCCCACCUUACUCGCCCCUGCCCGCGCCCCACUCCCAUCCUCGUAAAGGCUCCCCCCCAACGCGCGGAUCCCGCACCGGCACACCCGCUCCGUAUCCCGCCCCACCAUUGCCCCCACGCACGCCACGCCCGCCUGGCCACCCGCCCUCUUUCACCCCCGGCCCCCCCCGUGAUCGCCCUACCGGGCGCCCGCCCCCCAAACGUGCCGCACGGCACCGACGCCCGCGAUCUCACGCCCCCCCCUCCCACCAGCCUGUCCACCGUGCGGCCUCACGCGACGGCCGGCCCGCCCGCCGCCCCCCGGGCCAUCCCCGGCCUGCCUCCUAACAACGCCAGCGACCCUCCAGACCGCGUGUGGCCAGCGGCCCCCCGCCGGCCCCUGCCGCCCCCGAAGCCCCCCGCCGGCGCCCAACCCCCCGCACGCAAAGGGUCGGAGCCCCACUACCCCCUGCGUCCGCCCAAAGACCUACUCACCACUUCCCCCGCCACCUCCUCCACCGGCGACUCACCUACCCCCCUCGUGCGCCGAGCCCGCAGGCGCCCGCAACCGCGCCCCCCCUAA
Indicator indicator is the source of this 1956-nucleotide messenger RNA. RefSeq names its product basic proline-rich protein-like. The coding region runs from base 1 to 1956 and encodes 651 amino acids. The transcript has 4 exons. Lineage: Eukaryota; Metazoa; Chordata; Aves; Piciformes; Indicatoridae. The record is from RefSeq and is a predicted model, not a curated record.